AUGGGUCAAGGCGAACAGCCGGUAGUUCACCCUUUCUUCCGGAAAGAUCUCGCAGUUUCGUCCCAACCUACGCCGUCACUCGACAAUGCCUCUAUAGCCUCGGCCGCAACUAGCAAACUGCCCCCGGACGUUUCUUCGCCCGCAAUGACAACCUCCACCCCCAACCGUACCUCUCAGAUGCCAUUGCACUACUCUUUAGGCUUACCACAGACUCGCCUUUCGAAUACAUCAAGCCCAGAUGAAGACCCGAAUGCUGGCAGACGCAAGAGGCGGAAGACUGAGCGGAGCAAGCAAUCCGAACAUGACCAACCUCUACAAGCAGGCCUAUCUGGCUGGCUCGGAGUGGAAGCCCCCGCUUCCAUAGCUCCCAAAUCAUCGGAAAUAAAUGUGGAGUCUAGUACAUCGUCCAUGCCACCUCCAUCAACCUCAGUGGAACCUCAGCCUGGCAUUACGACUAUUGAGAAAGAACCCGUAUCUAAAGACACUACACCUCUGCAGGAUGCCCCAACCAGGCCACAGAAAAUUGUCAAGUUGAACACCAAUGGCCGGUUACUCAGUUCGCCUCCUCUCAGCCCUCCUGGGACUUCUACGCUGAAGCGAGCAAGUCGCAAACGGGGCCAGACUCGCAAGGCAGAAAGCAAGAUGGUGGUCAUUAAAUAUGCACUCGCGAAAAAGGCGGAUUUUGGGAAAACCAUAGAUGACAUACUCAGCGGGCGUGUGAAACAUAAUGCCCCCUCUCUGUCUCCUGCUGUCCCCCUACGCCGUCCUGUACAACCGAAAAUCAACGACAACAAACCGACUCAUCCAUUUUUCGUGAAGAAAGCGACCUCAAAACAACCGCCCGUUGGAAGCUGUGACCCCCAGUGCACCCCAAAAAGCCUAGACAUCAAGGCAAACUCGGAAUGCGAGCAGUCAAGAACCAUCGAGAAGCCACUAAGAGCGCUAUCAUCUGGAUUUGCGCGUCAAAAAAACAAGUUCCCCGAGUUGGUCCAUCCUGUAUGGCCACCUCGGGAUUUCGUCCACGUCACAGAUCUUGGCCCGUCUCAACUCGCUCAGGCGUCAAUGGGGAACCUCGAGAAUGACCACAAAAAGUCGAAAUCGCCAACUGUAGUGGUGCCGGAUAACGAAAAUACCCUUCUUACCAGCACUGCAUGGGCCCGGAAAGCCGCUAGCCUUGAGCUCCAAUCUCUUGAUAACUACAAACCAGCUCUACGCCUCCCAGGGCGCCAUGUCGCCAGUGGCCGUGUGCUGCAGGCUGCUCUCGAUAGCCAAAUGUCUUGGUCGCUGCCUGGCCAACGCUCGUCUUGCGCUUCGUCUUUACCAGUGAUCAAGAGACUUCACUCCUCUUUGCUUACAUCCGUUUCCGCCUUCGAUUGUGGAAAAUAUGAAUCGCGACUCUGGGCUCACAAGUACAGCCCGACAAAGGCGGAAGAUGUCCUUCAAGUUGGUCGGGAGGCUCGAAUGCUUCGCGACUGGCUUCGUCACUUGAAAGUCAGCGCAGUCGAUAGCGGCAAACAACCUAAAGAUGGCGCCAAAUCGAAGGCUAAACGCGAUAGAAGGCGAAAGAAGCGCAAGGUUGACGUCGAGCUCGAUGGGUUCAUUGUCACAAGUGGAGAAGAAGCAUCAGAAAUGGAUGCUCUUUCGGGCUCAGAUGAUGAGCUGGCGGGCGAUGUUACUGUGUCAGCGCCAAAGACUCUCAUUCGAUCCGGAGACCUUGCCUUUCCGGGCCAGCAUGGAGGCGAGAAAGGCCGACUGACCAAUGCGAUCCUCAUCAGUGGCCCGCCAGGCUGCGGAAAAACAGCGUCAGUGUAUGCGGUUGCCAAGGAGCUGGAUUUUGAAGUCUUUGAACUCAAUCCUGGCAGCCGCCGAAGUGCCAGAGACAUGCUCGAGAAGGUCGGCGACAUGACACAAAACCAUCUUGUUCACCUUCUGAAUGAAAAGGACGAUUCCGCGUCCAAGCUCGAUCAAGUCGCAGAUGUUCAUGCCAAGCAAAAUAAACUGAUGAGCUUCUUCAAAGGUCAGCCAUCUAAAUAUAAAAAUUCAAAACCCGCCAACGGUGCCAAAGCAAAUUCGAGCCCUACCCCUGAGACUGAGUGCAAACACAGCCGUGAGCAGAAACAGUCAUUGAUUCUGCUGGAAGAGGCCGACCUUCUUUUUGAAGAAGAUCGACAAUUUUGGACUGGAGUUCUGACCCUCAUUAGCCAGUCUAAACGGCCUAUAAUCAUUACUUGCAACGAUGAAAGUGUGGUUCCAGUUCAAGACAUGUCUCUACACGCCAUCUUGCGAUAUCAACGUCCCCCACUCAAUCUUGCACUUGACUAUUUGCUCUUGGUCGCCGCCCACGAAGGACACGCGUUGAAGAGAGAUGCUGUCGACAAACUUUAUAACGCAUCUGGCAUGGACAUGCGUAGAUCGCUGAUGGAUUUGAACUUCUGGUGCCAGAUGGCUGUUGGGAGUGAAAAGGGAGGCUUGGAUUGGAUUCUUCCUAUGUGGCCGCCUGGGGCUAAUGUUGAUCAAAAUGGAGAACGGGUACGGGUUCUCAGUUUGAACACCUAUCAGUCCUACAUGGGAUGGUUUAAUCGUGAUACAUUCGGGGUCGAUGAUUCCCUGGUGAGAGAAGCACAGGCUCUGGAAAACACUUUCCAGUGGUGGCAGCUCAGCAUCCAGGACGCUGAAGAUGCAGCUGGUGCGAGUACCAUGGAGCAAUUACCUCCUCAACAACACCGAUCAAUGACUAAGCUCGAACAACUGGAUUUGUUGAGCCGCGAAACUGACUACUUGGAGAUGAGGAGCUCUCUCGACAUUCUUUGCUCACGUUGUCCAAUGGGCAUGUUCGAGGACGUCCUUGAUACCUCUGCUCCUCCUAUCUCAGAAUCCCAUCGGACUAACUACACCGAUGCUCACCUACUUUUGCAGGCUGACUUGCUUCCUGAACACCCCUCGCUAAGCGAGUCAAUCAGCACGACAUUCGGUUCAUUAAUCUCUCGAGUCUUCCGUCCGAAGGCCGAGGAUAUCGAAUCUGCCGGUGCUAGCAGAAUCUUCAAUGGUUGGGCUCAGUCUGCGGCCCGACAAAGCGUCUCACCGUCGACAGCCAAAGGCUUCCGAAAGGUCUUUGAACCUAUCAUACGAGCGAAUUAUUCCACACCUCUAGCAGUCGGCCGAGCUGCCCCGUCUUUCGAAAAUGGCCUCGCCCCCAUUACUGAGGACAUUGCUCCCUACGUGCGCGCGAUCCUGGUCUUCGAUGGGCGCCUGAAAGAAUAUAGAGACAACCUAUUUGCGGCCUGGUCACAAGGACAGGGAGGCACUGGAGACAAACGAAUGCGGAAAACCCGUGCCAGUCGGGCAGCCCUGGAAGGAGGCAACAAGGCUUCGACUCGCAAGGAAAGGUGGUUUCCAGAUGAUACGAAUUACUACGGGAUCCAAGGCACUGGACGACCCGAGUGGCAGCAGAUCUUGUUUGAUAUGGGCUAUUUCCACGUCCAGCCUGUAGCUGAGUCGGCUGAAGGGAGCAGUGAAUCUCCCUCCGGCGACCAAACUUGA
Penicillium subrubescens is the source of this 3540-nucleotide messenger RNA. RefSeq lists its product as uncharacterized. Gene Ontology annotation, molecular function: ATP hydrolysis activity; ATP binding; DNA binding. Bases 1 to 3540 code for a protein of 1179 amino acids. The transcript has 3 exons. NCBI's taxonomy places the organism in Eukaryota, Fungi, Ascomycota, Eurotiomycetes, Eurotiales, Aspergillaceae. The record is from RefSeq and is a predicted model, not a curated record. Gene Ontology annotation, cellular component: nucleus.